Molecule: messenger RNA, 7987 nt
Organism: Misgurnus anguillicaudatus (oriental weatherfish)
Lineage: Eukaryota; Metazoa; Chordata; Actinopteri; Cypriniformes; Cobitidae
Source: RefSeq, a predicted model, not a curated record
UUUUUAGAAGGAGGAGCGCGCACCGGGGCGCGAGGAGGAGAGCAUCGAUGACAUCAGCACGCGCGGCCGGUGGAGCAUCUCCUGAGGUAAAUGGAAAUGGAGGAGCGUGAGUGAGGUGGUUCGGUUCGGACGGAAUAUAAUGCACGAGUCGUCGUGAACAGUUUCCGCGCAACAGCACGUUCACGCAGGAACCGGUUUAGACCGCUGAGGAUUAUAAAAACCAGGACAUGAAGCUCAAAAAGAUAUAGAGAAUAAAGAAAAGAAAUAAACAGUGUGUGUCUGGGUGUUAUCGUGUGAAGGCGGUUGGCGGCAUCAUGGAGUUCCGGGUCGGCAGAGGUCCGUUCCAGUCGGUGCUGAUCCUCAUCUACAUCUCCCUACAGAACUCUGCAGAUGCGUUGUCGGCUCCCAGAUUCACGAAGAUCCCGACGGAUCAGAUUGGCGUUUCCGGUGGAGUCGUGUCCUUCGUUUGUCAAGCCACAGGAGACCCGAAACCACAGGUUUUCUGGAACAAAAAGGGAAAGAAAGUGAAUUCACAGAGAAUCGAGACUAUAGAGUUUGAUGAAGGCGCCGGGGCGGUGCUACGUAUCCAGCCACUCAGAGCACCGCGGGACGAAAACGUUUACGAGUGUGUUGCCAAAAACACUGAGGGUGAAAUCGCUGUGACCUCCCAACUGUCCAUAAUAAGAGAGGACCUGCUGCCAUUUGGUUUCCCCAGCAUUGACAUGGGACCCCAGCUGAAGGUGGUGGAGAGAACUCGGACCGCGACCAUGCUGUGUGCUGCCAGCGGUAUUCCCGAUCCAGAGAUCUCCUGGUUCAAAGACUUCCUCCCUGUUGAACCUGCUCUCAGCCAAGGGCGAAUCAAGCAACUGCGUUCAGGUGCUCUGCAGAUCGAGCGCAGUGAGGAAACCGAUCAGGGGAAAUACGAAUGUGUGGCAUCAAACUCUCAGGGCGUGCGAUAUUCGUCCCCUGCUAACUUAUACGUGAGAGUUCGACGCGUUCCCCCUCGCUUCACCAUCCUUCCCACGAGUCACGAGAUAAUGCCGGGUGGAAGUAUAAAUAUCACCUGUGUCGCUGUCGGCUCGCCCAUGCCUUACGUAAAGUGGAUGCUUAAUUCUGAGGAUCUGACGCCGGAGGAUGAGAUGCCGGUGGGACGAAACGUUCUGGAGCUCAACGGUGUGCGCGAGUCUGCCAACUACACCUGCGUGGCCAUGAGCAGCCUGGGAAUUAUUGAAGCUGUAGCACAAGUUAUUGUAAAAUCUUUACCGAGAGCCCCUGGUACGCCCAUUGUCACAGAGACGACCCCGACCAGUGUCACCAUCACCUGGGACUCUGGUAACCCUGACCCCGUAUCCUACUACAUCAUUCAGUACCGCGCCAAGUCACCGGACAGCAAGUUUGAGACGGUGGACUCCAUCACCACCACCCGCUACAGCAUCGGAGGUCUGUACCCCAACACAGAGUACGAGAUCCGCGUUUCCGCCGUUAACACCAUCGGACAAGGGCCGCCCAGCAACAAGGUGGAGGCUAGAACCGGAGAGCAGGCCCCCGCCAGCCCGCCCCGUAACAUACAGGCACGAAUCAUAUCGCAAAACGCCGUGAUGGUCCGCUGGGAUGAACCGGAGGAACCCAACGGUUUGAUUAAAGGCUAUCGAGUGUAUUACACAAUGGAUCCUUCACAGCCAAUGAGCAACUGGCAAAUUCAUAACGUCCAAGAUAGCGUGAUCACGACCAUCAACAGUUUAGUGCCUUCUGAGACGUACACCAUCCGUGUGCUGGCGUUCACGUCUGUGGGUGACGGACCCUUUUCUGACCCCGUCCAUGUCAAAGUGAGACCUGGAGUUCCCGGGCAGCCAGGAAAGUUUCAGGUAGGAAAGGUAACAGACACGAGUGUUGAAUUGACCUGGGAACCUGCAUACUCCAAAGAGCCGGUGAAAAGCUAUGAACUCAUCUACAAAGCUCCAGAACUUGGCAUUCAGGAAAAGAGGAAUUUUGAACCCAAAACAUCGUUCGUGGUGGAAGGUUUGCGGGCGAACACAGAAUAUUCGUUCUCUCUGGCUGCCAUCUCUAACAAAGGCAUCGGUGCAUUUACCAAUGAGAUCAUCCAACGAACUGCUCAAGCGAAGCCCAAGGCGUCUCCUCGCGAGGUCCGCUGCAUCAGCGCGACCUCCACCUCGCUGACGGUAAGUUGGGCGCCGCCCGCGGAGGAGCGGCAGAUCGGCCCACUGCUCGGUUACGAGUUACAGUACCAGAUCUCUGAUGAGGACGGGGGCGAGUCUGACUCAUCGCAGACGAUACGUUCAGAGUCUGAUGCAGAACGGAUGAUCCUGAAGAACCUGCGGCGAUGGACCUCGUACCGCAUCACGGUGGCGGCUUUCACAGCGCAGGGCCGCGGGCCCGGGAGCUUGCCUGUACACUGCAAAACUGAUGAAGAUGUGCCUGGAGCGCCACCUGGACUGGUGGAGGUACAGCUCCUCAACUGCACCUCCAUUAAAGUGUCAUGGCGCUCCGUGUUGCCGUGUCAACGGAACGGACAGAUUCGUGGUUACCAGCUUCACUAUUCUCGCAUGGAGAAUGAGCUGUCACGAGGUUUGCCUCGCAUCAAAGACAUAAUGCUGGAUGAUGAGCAGAGAGCUUUAGAUGAGACGGCGCAGUAUGAGACGAUCAUUGAUGACCUACAGCCAGAAACUCUGUACUCCAUCAGUGUGUCAGCGUACACUGUUAAAGGUGAUGGAGUUCACAGUAAAGCACAGCUGAUCUGGACACCUGCAGCAUUACCUCCUGCUCCCCGUCUGACUGUGCAUCUGGUUAAUGAGACAUCUGCUGCUGUGUUUUGGACUCCUCAACACUCCUCCAGUCCUCUGCUAGAGAUCCUCGGCUUCCGGCUCACGUACGCUCUUAAAAACGACACCCGCUCUGAAUCCGUCUUCAUCAAACCUGAAGAGCGCCGGUACAGCGUGUCCCGACUGCGUCCUGGUGCCGUGUACUCUUUCCUGCUGGCAGCUAAAGGCCACUCUGGCUAUGGUGAAGAGGCUCAGGAAGAACUCGCUGUGCCCGAGAUCCCACCCGAAGGAUUUCCCGAGCUGUCAGAGCACGUGAACGCCACCUGCUGCUCGCUGCAGAUAGCCUGGAUUCCUCCAAAGUCCUCGGAACGCAGCGGCGCUAUCACGGGAUACACGCUCGUGUACGGGGAAGCGGGCGUUGGUGAACCGCGUACGCUGAUGUUACCGGCGGAUACUUACGGCUACACCAUCCACGGGUUGAACCCAGACCGGGCGUACGCUGUGAGAAUGUGCGCUCACAACAGAGCCGGGUCUGGGCCGUGUGGCCCGCAGGUGCUGUACAGAACUGCAGCAUUUGACACAGAUGUGCCCAGAAAUUUCUCUGUGAAUUUGGCGACUAAGACGAGUGUGUUGUUGACCUGGGAGUUUCCAGAGAGCAGCGCCCCCUAUCGAUUCACUGUGGAAUAUAAUCGUGAGAAGAUGACGUUCGACGCUCGUCAGAGAAAAGCGGUGAUACCGAACCUCCAGCCGGACACCAGUUAUGACUUCAAGAUCACCAGCCCGGAGGGAAACAUGGGCGGUCUGAGACACCGCAUUCACGCCAAGACGUCGCCUCCCAUCCUGAUCCGCCGGCCGGAGGUGGACCACACGCGAGAGACAGAAGCCACCAUCACCAUCAUACUGCCGUCACUGGACACCAGGAGCAAUGUGAGGAACAUCUAUGUAGUGGUGGUUCCUCUGACGAGAGCCAGAGGGGUCAUAAGUCACCUGAAGAGCCCAGAUGGGAUGGACCUGGAGGAGCUGUUGAAGGACAUUAGCCAGAAACAGCGAGACCCUCGGCAGCGAAAGGUGGAUCUGAGGAGGGCUUACAUCACCGCCCGCUUCACACCUGCAACCCUACCUGCGUUCUUCACGCUGGGUGAUCAGCUGGACUACGGUGGCUUUGAAAACCGUGCGUUAGAAGCGGGUCAGGAGUACGUCUUUUUCAUCCUGGCUGAACUGAACUCCACCACUGGGAAGAUGUUUGUGGCCAGCCCGUACACUGACCCCGUCAUCGCACCCGACUCGGACCCUCAGCCUUUGGAUGCAGGCGAUGGUCUCAUCUGGGUGGUUGGACCCGUCCUUGCUGUCGUUUUUAUUAUCUGCAUCGUCAUUGCCAUUCUCCUCUACAAGAAUAAACCUGACAGUAAACGGAAGGACUCUGAGCCGGGCACCAAGUGUUUGCUGAAUAAUGCUGAGAUGAUGGCUUACCACCCCACUGACCCUGUUGAGAUGAGACGCAUUAACUUCCAAACACCAGGUAUGAUGAGUCACCCUCCCAUCCCCAUCACAGAGCUGCCUGAACACACCGAGCGACUGAAGGCCAAUGACAACCUGCAUCUCUCACAGGAGUAUGAGUCGAUUGAUCCAGGACAGCAGUUUACUUGGGAACAUUCCAAUCUGGAGGUGAACAAGCCAAAGAAUCGUUACGCCAAUGUGAUUGCGUACGACCACACACGUGUCAUCCUCGCACAGACCGACGGGAUAAUGGGCAGUGAUUAUAUCAAUGCAAACUACAUUGAUGGCUACAGGAAGCAGAACGCUUACAUUGCCACACAGGGACCUCUGCCUGAGACGUUUGGUGAUUUUUGGAGAAUGGUGUGGGAACAGAGGGCCGCGUCUGUCGUGAUGAUGACCAGAUUAGAGGAGAAAUCACGCAUUAAGUGUGAUCAGUACUGGCCCAGUCGCGGUACUGACACGUACGGGGCGGUUCAGGUUACUCUGUUGGAUACGAUGGAACUGGCCACGUUCUGUGUACGAACCUUCUCUCUACAUAAGAACGGCUGUAAUGAGAGGAGGGAAGUCCGACAGUUCCAGUUCACGGCUUGGCCUGAUCAUGGCGUUCCUGAAUAUCCCACUCCAUUCCUGGCCUUUUUACGGAGAGUGAAAUCAUGUAACCCACCGGAUGCUGGACCUGUCAUCGUCCACUGCAGCGCUGGGGUGGGCCGCACCGGCUGUUUAAUAGUGAUCGACGCAAUGUUGGAGCGAAUCCGUCACGAGCGUACGGUGGACGUGUACGGUCACGUGACCCUGAUGCGCUCUCAGAGGAACUACAUGGUCCAGACUGAAGAUCAGUACGGUUUUAUCCACGAGGCUCUCCUGGAGGCCGUCGCCUGCGGGAACACCGAAGUCGCUGCUCGCAGUCUUUACUCCUACAUUCAGAAACUGUCACAGGUGGAGGCAGGAGAACACGUGAGCGGGAUGGAGCUGGAAUUUAAGCGCCUCGCCAACACUAAAGCCCACACCUCCAGAUUCGUGAGCGCUAAUCUGCCCUGCAACAAGUUUAAAAACCGUCUGGUGAAUAUCAUGCCGUACGAGACCACCCGUGUGUGUCUGCAGCCAAUCAGAGGCCUGGAAGGUUCUGACUACAUCAAUGCCAGCUUCAUUGAUGGAUACAGGCAGCAGAGAGCGUAUAUUGCGACACAGGGACCUUUAGCCGAGACCACUGAAGACUUCUGGAGGAUGCUGUGGGAACACAACUCCACCAUUGUGGUGAUGCUCACCAAACUACGUGAACUCGGUCGGGAGAAGUGUCAUCAGUAUUGGCCGGCUGAACGCUCAGCGAGGUAUCAGUACUUUGUUGUGGACCCGAUGGCAGAAUAUAACAUGCCUCAAUACAUCCUGAGAGAGUUUAAAGUGACCGACGCCAGGGACGGACAGUCGAGAACCGUCCGACAAUUCCAGUUCACCGAUUGGCCGGAACAAGGAGUUCCAAAGUCAGGAGAAGGUUUCAUUGAUUUCAUCGGACAAGUGCACAAAACCAAGGAGCAGUUUGGUCAGGACGGACCAAUCAGUGUCCACUGCAGUGCGGGUGUGGGCAGGACAGGAGUUUUCAUCACGCUCAGUAUAGUUUUGGAGAGGAUGCGUUAUGAAGGUGCUGUCGACAUCUUCCAGACUGUCAAAAUGCUGCGAACACAACGACCAGCGAUGGUGCAGACCGAGGAUGAAUAUCAGUUCUGUUAUCAGGCCGCUCUCGAGUACCUUGGAAGUUUUGAUCACUAUGCAACAUAGGAGAAGAAGAAAAAGAAGACCUUUUCAAGACCUUUCCCUUCGACAAACCCACGAACAUUUGCUUGAACUGAAACAAGCUACAGACAGACAGACAGACAGACAGACAGACAGAUAGACAGACGACUACACAACAGAGGAAAUGAAUAAACUGACCAGAUGAGUUUCUCUCUGUCAACACGCAAACUAUUACCUCAGUGUUCAUAUAUUGAUAUUAAUGUUGUGGUUGGCUUUUUAGAAAUAUUCAACUGUGGAUGAAGUUCUUCUUCGUAACAAGAGGAAAAAUAUUACAUGUAAAAAUCUAUUUAAAACAACAAAAAAAAAACAAAAGCCUGGAAAAUUGCUGCACCCUUCAAAGGGGGGAUUUCUUCAAACUGUAUUUGAAUUCAGUGACGGGAGGUAAACGUGUCUCUCGUUUCCAUCGUGAACGGAGGCCGAUCUCGAACCUUCUGUGCCUGACGGAGAGCUCAGGGGAGCCGCCAUUCGACCCGCGUGAUAUAAUCCCGUCUCUCGAAACGAGCCGUCCGGCGUCGACAGAACUGCUGUGAAUACUGUAUUUUCAUGAUGUGUCUCUAUAACUAUAUGCUGCUUUGACCGUGUUUGGAAAGCAAAGGGAUUUUUUAACAGCUUCAGUCUAGUUCUGUAUCAUGUUUCUUUACUCCCGUGGCAUAAUGCUCUCUGUUUAUAUACAGUACAGUACAGUAUGAUCAAAUCAUUCACACUACGCUCUGUUAUAUUGAGCCCAGAUCAUAAAGUCUUAAAAAACCCAAUCCGAUCAUUAACGCCCGUUUCUUUGAUUUCUUCUCUAACCUAAACCAAAUGAUGAAACCGAUCUCUUCCUAUCAUGUUUAGUUUAGUGAAUCGUGUUGAGUAGCACAGGUUAAGAGAUCUCCAGAUCUCCGCCAGACGAGUAAAAUGAGCCUUAUCGUUGUUGUCAAAUAUUUAAUCGACCUCAUUUUAUUAUUUCUUCUUUUUUUAUAUAUUAUGCUUGAAUUUUUAAGGAUCUAUUUAUUUAUAUGCUUUUUAUUGCAAUAUAAUUGGUGAGCUGUGAUGUAGUUGGCAAGCUAACGUGACUGGUCAUAGCUCAUGUGUACAGUGUUGUGCUUUGUAAACCAGAUAUUUUGAUAUUUCUGUGUACUGAUUGUUCUAGAGAAAGGAAACGGCACACGGCCCUCGGGAGCCCAAACCUUACCCAAACAGCUGGAACUUUACCCUUUCCGACCGGACAGUGCGGUCCUUUACUGGUUUAUAAUCCUUCGAGCCGGACCCAUGAUAAAAACUCAUGUUUCGCAUCAGCAUUCGUGACAUUAUGAGUCAGAUGAAGCGAGGAUAGAUUUCAGGCUGUUCAGAUAAGCACAUAGAGAGACUUCAGCUCCUCACAUGUGAAGGUCAGGUUUAAAACCACAGCAGCACACUGAAAAUGCACAAGAAUAACACAGCCGACUGCGCAGACGCAGCUCAAAGACACUGCGGACUGCGCAGACGCAGCUCAUUGAGAGUGCCCUACAGUAGCACAGCAGUACCGUGGUAUUUUUUGCGGUGUCAUGAUAUAAAUCUUGAGCAUUUGGUGCUUGACUGAAACACAAACCCUUCAUUGGUUCAUGUGCUGAAUGUCUCAGUAAAGGCCAAUAAUCAUCCGGCUGAUAAAUGAAUAUAGACACAGAUAUUAUCUAUCAUAGUACAGCACAGUAGCAGAAGAGUUCAAGCACACUGAGAGAAAUCAGGACUCGCACAUGAAUUAAACAUUUAAUGUUUUUAGAUGAAAGCACACAUGAAAAAUCCCUGAGUCAAUAAAUAUGACAGAUGAAGUAAAUGAAAUGAUGAUUAAAGGGCCGCGUGCUUCUAUAGAUCGCUUACAUUUCUCUGCUUACUCAUUUAAUAUCAUGUAUGUAGAUACGUCGACUUUGUAUUAAAAGAGAAUGACUGGAUGAAAUACUGAA